AAAAAUAUCUACAGGUAUAAUCUUCAGAAAUUAGGUUUCUGCUGACUUUUGCUUUAUAAACAUGGGAGAAAUGCCUUAAAGAAAAGAAAAACGACACCGUGCUCUUCCACAUAGUUGGUGAACCGCGCAGCCUUACUGACUCGUUGCAUUAUUGUUGUCUGGCGCAGGGGGGCGCAGUUCUCAGCCAGGUGCGUCUUCUUCCCUCCCGCACUUUCCCAUCCCAGCGCUGCUGGUUUUGGCUGCUCCAUCGCCUCCUCGCCGCCGUACAGCCCACUUCUUCUUCGCAGGGGGAGUUGACUUGAUGCGCAUAAUAAAUCAUCUCUGCAAGAUUCCUUUUCAAGCCCAAUUUCAGACCUACGCGUGUUGGAUUUGAGAGCGUAAACACAGGCGAGAGUCGAGCCUCUUAAUUGGGGAUGUUUCAAAUGUGAUUCAGCGCAGCAAACAACGUGGGUGUUGUGUGUGUGUGCGCGCGCGUGUGUGUGUGUGUGUUUUGGUGGGGAGUGGAGGAGAAGGGGGAGAGCAGCGAUAUGAAACGCGUGUGUUUAUGCCUCCUGCGUUACCCGUUGUCUCUGACUGACCACCGGCUCGAUUUUUCACCUGUAUGAACGACCUUGCGAUUGUGACCGAAAUAUUCCUAACAAGGUUUCCAUGGAGGAUCAAUCUGUCGCUUUUUUUGUGAGGGCUAAAUUUGGUUCCUGCUGCUCUCAAGAUAUUUCAAGAUAAGAGGUCAAGCUCCCCUCUCUCGGAGAACACGAGUGCCAUUUCAAAGCUUAUUGGAUGAAAGGCUCAUUUGCCCUUGGCUGCCAAAGAUGACGUUGCCAUGGAAACAGCUUCUACUGUUAUCAAUCAUUGACUGUCUGGCAGAUUGUCUGGACAGUGGAUCAUACCAUGGUCCAAGAUGGAGGAUGGAGCCAGGCGACUUGUUCAUUCCUGUCGACUCCAUAGAAGAAGAAGCUACUCUGACCUGUGAUGCUAAGGGAACACCACCUCCUCAGUACAGAUGGUCAUUGAAUGGGACUCUCAUAAAUCUGGGCCUGGAUCGCCGGCGGCGUCUGUCUGGGGGCAACCUCAUUAUAAGCAGUCUGGACCGCUACCAGGAUGUAGGGAUGUACCAGUGUAUGGCGUACAACACUGUAGGAGCUAUCCUCAGCAGGAGAGCAAGUCUGCAGUUUGCCUACUUAGAUCAUUUCAAAGUCCACACCAGAAGUGCAGUGUCAGUCCGAGAGGGACAAGGAGUGGUGUUACUUUGUGGAACGCCCACUUCCUCAGGAGACCUUACAUAUGCAUGGGUCUUCAAUGAGUACCCAUACUUUGUUCAACAAGACAAUCGGCGUUUCGUCUCCCAGCAGACAGGAAACCUUUACAUUGCCAAGGUGGAGCCCUCUGAUGUGGGUAACUACACUUGUGUAGUGAUGAACAGCAUCACAAAGGGCAAAGUUCAUAGCUCACCUACGUCUCUGGUCCUCAGGACAGAUGGAGUGAUGGGUGAAUACGAGCCGAAAAUAGAAGUUAAUUUCCCAGACAAUGUACCCGCCUCAAAAGGAUCAACAGUUACGCUGGAGUGUUUCGCCCUUGGGAACCCUGUCCCAGAGAUCACCUGGAAGAGGGCUAACGGCGUUCCCUUCCCCAGCAAAGUCAAAAUGAAGUACUCGAAUGCCGUGCUGGAGAUCCCCAGCUUCCAGCAGGAUGAUACAGGAGGAUACGAGUGUGUGGCUGAGAACAAGAUGGGCAAGAACACAGCCACUGGUCGACUGGCCUUCUAUGCCAAGCCUCAGUGGAUCCAGGCCGUGAAGGACACGGCCCUGGCCAUAGAGGAGAGACUAUACUGGGAGUGUCGGGCCAAUGGGAAGCCCAAACCCUCCUACACGUGGCUAAAGAACGGCCAACAGCUACUCUCAGAGGACAGAAUCCAUGUGGAGGACGGAGUCCUGUCAGUGUCAGUGCUGACACUAUCGGACGCUGGCAUGUACCAGUGUGUGGCUGAGAAUAAACACGGCGUCAUAUAUUUUGCUGCUGAACUAAUGGUUUUAGCCUCUCCUCCAGACUUCACAGGGAACGUCCUCAGAGCUUUGCUCAAAGCCAAGGCAGGAACUACAGUGACUUUAGAGUGUAAACCCCAGGCCUAUCCCAUCGCCAGCAUUUUGUGGAAGAAAGGAAACCUGCCUAUCCACACCAAUGACAGGAUCACACUUUCCCCAGAUGGAACACUGAGGCUUGCCAAUGUGAGCAAGUCUGAUGCAGGCAGCUAUACGUGCUUCGCUAGGAAUAGAUUUGGCAUGUCGAGUACAACUGGAAGGCUCCUUGUUACCGAUCCAACCAGAAUCACCCAGGGGCCAGUGGACAUGGAGAUCAUUGUGGGCGAGAGCAUCGUGUUACCCUGUCAGGUCGCCAGUGACCCCGUCCUUGACGUUUCUUUCUCCUGGGCCUUCAACGGACAGCUCAUUGCCAAGGGAGAUGGUCACUUUGAGCUAGUGGGCGGGAGAACAGCAGGAGAUCUGAUGAUUAGGAACAUUCAGCUUUACCAUGCCGGCAAAUAUAUCUGUGUGGUGGACACAGAUGUGGAGAGCCUGUCAGCCGUGGCUGUAUUGAUUGUGAAAGGCCCCCCCAGCCCUCCAGACUCUGUGACGGUGGAGGAGGUGACAGACAGUACAGCCCAGCUGGCCUGGAGACCCGGCAGAGACAACGGCAGCCCCAUCACCAAUUACCUCAUCCAGACCAGGACUCCUUUCACUGUGGGCUGGCAGAGGGUUAACACAGUCCCAGAGAUAAUCGAUGGGAACACACUGACAGCCACUGUAGUGGACCUCAAUGCCUGGGUGGAGUAUGAGUUUCGGGUUUUGGCCAAAAACAGUGUUGGGGUUGGCGAACCCAGCCCUGUGUCAGUCAAGACCAGGACAGAGGACGCAGUUCCUGAUGCAGCGCCAGGUGACGUGGGUGGAGGAGGUGGAAGCCGAUCUGAACUGGUCAUCACAUGGGAGCCUGUCCCUGAAGAACUACAGAAUGGUGAGAGCUUUGGUUACAUCAUUGCUUUCCGCGCCUUCGGAGAAGUUAGCUGGACUCACGUGGCCACCUCUGCCCCCGGUGCAUCGCGCUAUGUGUACCGCAACGACAGCAUCGCUCCCUUCUCUCCAUUUCAUGUCAAGGUCGGCACUUACAACAGCAAAGGACAGGGUCCCUUCAGCCCCGUGGUCACCAUCUACUCUGCAGAGACAGAGCCAAGUGGGAUGCCAGCGGGAGUUUGGGCCAGAAGUGUCUCAGCCUCUGAGAUUGAGGUGAAUUGGCAGGCUCUCUCCUUCACCCCUGAAAGGGUUCUGGGCUAUGAGGUGGUAUACUGGGAAGAUGACACUAAACCAGAGACCAUGGGGAAGGUUAGGGUGCCUUGGAACCAAACCUCGGUCACAGUGAGCGGCUUGGCAGGAAACACGCAGUAUUUCCUAACAGUCAGCGCCUUCAACACAGCGGGCACCGGCCCCUUCCUCCCUGCAAUCAAUGUCACCACGAAAAAGCCACCACCAGCCCAACCACCGCUGAAUGUUGAAUGGACCCUAAUUGGCUCUCAACUGUCUCUUUACUGGGAACCUGUGGUGGCAAUGGAAUCAGAGUCAGAAGUUACAGGCUACCAACUGUCAUACUGGAGACAGAGACACAAAGAGGUAAACACACUCACAACAGCCAAUUCAACAGCAGAGCUGACCCUCUCCGAGGACGACGACGACGACUACAUCAUCCACAUUCAGACGCUGAGUGAAGGAGGACUGGGCCCGGCCUCAGAUCCCAUACGAAUCCACCAACUAAGUAUGAGUGCCCGCGGCUCGAGAGCCUGGAGUGUGGACACCUCCCCCCUCUCCCUGCUCCUUGCCAUCGCAAUAUCAACAUUCAGGUCAACGUCGUGACACAAUGACUCCGCUCUGUUUUUCAACCUUCUUAUUGGUAUUUUUCUUUAAUUCGUGAAAGUUGCUGAGUUCUUUUUUUUCUCUCACUUUUGGAGGUAACAACACACUAUUUUGCAGUGUUAGUUUGCGGGUAUGAGGCAGCACUAGAGUGGAGCGUGCUGUCAGACACUUAAUUAACAGUAAAUGCUUGUGCUUUUUUUACGUAGGCCUGUUUUGACAUUUUUGCCGGUUGGGAACAAUGCUCCAUUUCAACUCUUUUUCCGAAUGAUACAGAUGCCUUACUUCCAUUCAUGUGCCAAAGUAGUUUCAGCCUUCUUGUUGUUAAUGCUAAAAUAGCUACAUGCUCAACAUUUUAUUCCUCACAGUUUCUUAUUCUUGAAGGUCUCAGUGAACCCUGCGGAGGGCCGUGAUGACAAGUUGUAUUUUUGAAUAUUUUCCGUUUUCCUCUAAACAUCUGAAUUGGUGAGUCGGAACAUUCAUUCACCCGUUCCCGUGCCUUUGGAGAUUCUUGUAACGCCAUCACUUAUAGACACUAGACAGUGAUACUCAGUGUUUCAGAACAUACUGCAACCACCUUCAUCUUUACAUGCUCCAUUAAAAGUUUUUUGUGUCCCAGAUAAAACUCAUAAAACAGCUCACAGUGCCAGUGUUAGCCAUUUACCUUUCAUCAUUUGAUUGUGAAGAGCCAAAUGUACCAUGAGGGCUCCUACAGGUUUUAAUGCCUCAGACCAGUUAUUGUGAUAGCUCGCUGAUUGAUGGAUUGGACUUCACUCUGCAUUGACUGAGAUUUCAUCUGCCUGCAUACAGCAGUAGUGGGAGAGGUAUACAACUGCCAGUGUAUUUCCUUUAACACUAAUGCUGAUCGACAGAAAAUAAUCAUCAACAAUCACUAAGUCAUUUAUCAGGGAAAAUGCCAAACAUACCCAACAAGGUGUACGUUCGAUUGCAGUUUAUUUGCAAUGUGCAAUAAUAGUUUGAAGUUAAUAAUAGUUUUUAGAAUUACUGGGACUUUUUUUUUUUUUACUUUGACAGAAGCUACAAGUUUUCCCUGCUUCCAGUCUUUGUGCAAAGCUAGGAUAAAAACAUCAUGGACCUAGCUCUGUAUUGAACGCACAGACAUUAAAAUGACCAGUCUUUUCAGGAAGACAGCAAGUAAGUCAUUUUCCUUCUUGAAAACCUAUGGUUUGAGUGUGUAAAACUGAACGCUGGUAAGCUUGAAAGGUGGCUCUUAAACGUUUGCAGCUCACUUCUUUGCAGCAGAUGGCGGUUAGAUGUAGACAGCAGUUAGAACAGCUAACGUUACAACACUCUAACAACAGCCCAGCCAUGGCAAAAAACAUGAUAAAUAUGGUUACAAAAACGCGUACGAUGAAGUUCACUAAUUAACACAUUUUAUCUUCUUUGCUGAAUCUAUAAGGGGCCAGUAUACUUCAUCAGUCUGAUGGUCGAACAGCUUCGGAGUCAGGGGGGGCUGCUUCCAACAAUUUCUGUAAACACACCCACGUCAUGCCAUGAUUGGCCAGACGUGUGAGGUGAGAAAGUUCGCAGGGUUUGAACUUCUGUCAUUUUUACACAUCUGUGUGUUUACAACUGAGUCAAACGCUAUAAAUGCACAGACAUGAGAGUGGUAUUGAUUUUCUCAUCUAACUCUCGGCAAGAAAGCGAAUAGGAAUAUUUCCCAAAAUGUUAUUUUUCUGUAUUUUCUGACAUUUUAUAGACUGAUUGUUUCAUUGGAAAUAAUCAUUAGUUGCAGCCAUAGUCCACAUCCAUCUGGGCCAUUGCAGUCGAGACGAGAGGUUUAAAGUGCUGCCAAUUGUGCCAGUCUGAUAAUUGAAAUCUAGCCACCAGCUUAGAAAUUAUUUGGCAAAAUGUGUGGUCAGCUGUGUUUUAAUACUUUGUGAAUCUGUCCUUUCUUGUCAGUUGUAUUGGCUUUUUUAUGUGGUAUGUGAUGUCAUUGUUUAUUUAUGUAUUUCAGUGAAACCCCACUGCUCAGGUAUUCAGACCUGCUUCACCCUACCGUUCAAUAGCCGUAUAGUGGCAGGAGCAGAUAGAUCAGAAGUCUGACAGCACACGACACAAGGGUCUUUUUAACAGUCUGACUUGACGAAAGCCUGAUAUGGGUCGUGAUUUAGCAGACAUUAAAAUAUCUUAGAAAAUUAGAGCAGGCCUGAGGGGCUUCUAUGGGAAAGGGCAUAGGAGUAAUGGUACUAAUGACACCCACACAAGAUUAAUAUAUCAGAAUUUAGGGAGGACUAAAUCAGGACAAUGCCAUCAGGAAGACACCAGGAAGAUUCAAGGGUGCGUGUGUAAGUGUGCAUGUGCGUGGUUAUUACCUUAACCUAGCGUCAUGAAAAACUGUUCAAGCCCAUUCAGCUAUUUGGAAAAGAAAUAGUUUAAACUAAUUUCCUGUACUUAACCAUGGUUCAGGGCUUUGGGCAACUGAAGCAUUGCGGACAUUCAAUUAGUGAUAUAAGGUCAAUAUGGGAGGUAGAAAAACAAGUUUAACACAGGGAGGAGUUGAAAUGUCUGUUUUUCUAUCAGAUUACCAUGGAUAACCAGUGCAAAGGAACAAGUGGAAAAAAGCUCUAGAAUCCAAGGCCAGGUCAGGUGCACCUUGCAGGAUGAUCUUGGUAUUAAAUGUGAGGACAAAAGGUUCUCUUCCCCGAUGAGUGUUAAUAACUUUCUGAAAGCAGUCUUUGAAUCCUAUUAUGUUGUUUUUGUGGCUGUACGUGUGGUUAAUCUGUAUACAUUCUUUCAUCACAGAAUGUCAUUGUUAAGCUAACAAAUGUUUACACAGGAAAUGCAUCUUUCUGGCUGAUUUACUGAUUAUAUGAACUGAAAAAGGCAACAUUACACAGCUUAUGAACUUGUGUCUUGGUUACAUAGAAGCAUUGCCAACCUCUUUGUUUUGUAACGUAUCAGUACUGUGGAGAUGUUUUGAUUUUGACUUUGAUUUUCUCUUUUUUUAAUGUUUGAUAUGGUUCCUGAUUGUUCAUUUUAUUUUGUUUCUUGCAAAACUUCUGCACAAAGGUCAAGUGUUGCUUUAAAAUAACAAUUAAGAGCCAGUGUUAGGGCUAGUUCAAAAGCCAGUGCAAUGAGAUCUCUCUUGCCUUCAUGCAGUAUACUGUACAUACUGUAGGUAUUUUGUUGUGAUUUGAAGCAACGCCCCCAACUGGGAGACCAAACUGUGGUGUCCUACUUCCAAUUGUAAUUCUCAGUCAAACCCAGAAUCUGAAAAAUACAUGAGCAGAGAGCAUCAUUUCUUAGCAGCUGCUAUCACACACAGUCUUUUGGUGCAAUGACACAAACACUACCUGUUACAAGGUAAGUCAACCAGUGCACAGCAGUUAAUACAAGUAGUACUUGUCUUUUUAUACCAACACAACUUUACAAUUUUCUUGAUACUUCCAAGAUAAUAAAAGGCAGGAUUGAUCAAAAAAUGAAUAAAUUACUUACCCAAUUUGUAAUUCCAUAAAGCUUGAUGAAGAACGAGCUUUGGGUGACAACGCUUGGCCUUUCUGUUGUGACUCAGUAUUUUUAUGUCCAGGUGAUCUCCGUGAGAUCGUGGCAGUAACGUUUUCACAUUGAAAAGUCAUCAGCUGAUCUUGAUAUGCUGAAGCUGUGCAUGUAUGAUAUUGUAUGGUGCAUUUGUGUUUUUUAAAUGAGGGAGUUAAUAAAAACAAUUCACUGAG
This is a messenger RNA of Siniperca chuatsi (mandarin fish), 7585 nucleotides long. It is a transcript of the gene cntn3a.2, whose product is annotated as contactin 3a, tandem duplicate 2. Lineage: Eukaryota; Metazoa; Chordata; Actinopteri; Centrarchiformes; Sinipercidae. The transcript has 23 exons. Gene Ontology annotation, biological process: cell-cell adhesion. The record is from RefSeq and is a predicted model, not a curated record. Bases 810 to 3893 code for a protein of 1027 amino acids. Gene Ontology annotation, molecular function: protein binding.